Molecule: messenger RNA, 1350 nt
Organism: Lytechinus variegatus (green sea urchin)
Lineage: Eukaryota; Metazoa; Echinodermata; Echinoidea; Temnopleuroida; Toxopneustidae
Product: protein rolling stone-like
Exons: 3
Coding region: 203-1219 (338 amino acids)
Cellular component (GO): membrane
Source: RefSeq, a predicted model, not a curated record
GCUGUACAUUGCAUGUAUACGCAGUAUCGAUAGCGGUUAAUACUCCAGGGGUGUGACUGCCGAGUAUUAUCGGGCCAUGGUAUUGCAGGAAAAAGAAUGAUGUCAACAGUGAGGCUGAUGUGUUUGUAAUCCCAUUCGGUUCCUGGACCAGGUCGGAAGCGGGUGGAUUCUGGUGGAAAUCUCCAAGCUUGGUGUAGUCAUAAUGGAAUAUGUCAAAAGGGAAUUUCGGCUAAAAAACUUUGGCUUUUGCGACACAUCACCGGAGGAGUUUUACCGAUUUCAGUUCUACUGGCCAGGUCAGCCGACAAGCUAUGUUGUCUACCGUGUAAUCCUCGCUUUCUACCAGACCCUGUGGAACUCCUUGGUCAUCAUUUACUGGGACGAUACUCGCUUCUAUCGGCCUAUCGAUAACAAAGCGAAAUGGCCGAUAUAUCUGUCGAACUGGUCGUUUUUCUUCCUCACCUUGUAUUUCGUCAUAGCUGCGGCGUCUGCUGUGACGUAUCAUUUCAACAAGAACAAGGCUAAAGUAUCUUCGACAUCGCCAGAGUCAGUUCGAUUGGAAUCAAUCAAGACAACUUCACCGAUUCUACCCACAACCGGGGAUCCGUCAGAACCGGACUCCUCCCCCACCAGCCGACCGUUACCAUGGUACUUCAAGGUCACGUGGUGCCUCCAGACCAUUGCAUCAUCCGCCGUCCUCUUCGUUGCCAUGGGUUACUGGUUCUUCGAAUACGACCCGGCGCUGGAGAAACUCCACGUCUUCACCCUCCAUGUGCACGCCGUCGGGACGGUUCUGGCAAUAAUCGACUUUACGGUUUCCGCGCAUCCGUUCCGGAUACUCCACUUCGUCUAUCCGAUGUUAUAUUUCACGGUGUAUGUGAUAUUCACCGUCAUUUACUACUACGCGGGGGGUCUAAACCCGUACGGCGGCAAGGAGAUGUACGAGGGGUUGAUAGAUUGGGAAGAUGGUGUGAAACCAAGCGUCUUCAUGGCUUUAAUGUUUACCUUGGUGGUUGGUCCCGUGUUACAUGCCAUGUAUUUUGGACUGUACCUUCUGCGUCGUCUCGUGGCCGGAGAGAUUUCGGUGUCGUGUCAGCGGUGUCGAAGGGAUAAAGGAAGUGAUAGGGAUGACAGAACGGGAUGGACAGGCGAUGAAGAAAAGGACGAGGAUCGAAAGAGACUGGACAAUAAUAUUGGAAAUGGCAUCGCGGAAUACUAAUAAUGUUGUAUGUGUCGAUAUGCACAAUUAAUAAUUCGUGGCGUCUUAGGACCUAUCUAAUAAUGGUGAUAAUGCUGCUGCAUGAUGAUGAUGAUAUGAUGGUGAUGAUGAUGAUGAUGGUGGUGGUGGUA